CCUGGAGCAGCAUCGCUAAAUGAAAGCAGGACGAAACUUCAGCAGUUACUAUAAAAGAAUGUUAGUAGAUAUUAUGACGAUGCAGAAUGCAAUGACCACGGAUUAAAAAAAUAGACUGUGGACCUGUGAUAUCUCUCGGUGUCCUCGCGUCUCCUGGCUGAUCGAUGUGAGCUGACAAUGUUCCUGGCUCCUGCCAAUCAGUCCCAGCUGAUUCGGUCCAGCCAAAAGGACGAAUAUUAUCGAGCCACUCUGAGAAACAACGCGAACGACGCGUUCCAGGCACUCGUAGGAUCUAAAAGAUGGCUGGACUGGAGGAAGGAGAUAGAGCUGUUGUCAGAUCUUACAUAUUAUGGCCUAACAACAUUCUUGGGCUAUCAAUCUCUGGGUGAGGAAUAUGUUAACAUUGUCCAAGUGGAUCCCACUAAACGUCAAAUCCCCUCUCAAGCCAGACGAGGCAUCUUUGUCCUCUGCCAUACCUUUUUUCCUUAUCUCAUCAACAAGCUGCUGGUGUGCCUGGAGAAUGAGCUUGAAGGUGGGCAGGAGAGCCACAGUCGGCAGCAGGUGGGGUCUGGGCCUUGGAGCCUUGAGGCUUGGCUGAGGAAAUGGGUCCAGAAGAUAGUGGCGCUGUUGUCAGAGCCCCAGAGGAGAGCAUGUCUGCCCGCUGUGUUUGUCAUCCAGCAAAGCCUGACCCUCCUGCAUCGCCUCCAUGCAGCUCUGUUUUAUAUCAACGGCUCAUUCUAUCACCUAUCCAAGAGAGCAGCUGGUAUCAGUUAUAUGCGCGUCGUGGGGCUGAACAGCGAUGAUGGCACCAUCGGGAGCAGCUACAGGCUGCUGGGGGUCAUGUCCCUCCUCCAGCUGCUCAUCACUGUGUGUCUGCAACUAAACAACUUCAGACAGAGACAGAGAGCCAGGCAGGAGUGGAAGCUGUACAGGAACCUCAGUCUGCAGCACAGACAGACCUCCAGCCCCAGAGCUGCCCGCUGCAUCCUCUGCCUGGAAGAGAGGAGACACUCCACCUCCACCCCCUGUGGGCAUCUCUUCUGCUGGGAGUGCAUCACAGAGUGGUGCAACACCAAGGCAGAGUGCCCCUUGUGUCGGGAGAAGUUCCAGCCUCACAGACUGGUGUACCUGAGGAACUACAGCUAGGACCACAGAGCCAGAUGCUGCAGACACACACAGACAUCCUGCCACUGGACUGUAAUGGACUAAACUGGAGAAAACACAGCUGUUGGCUUUUUUCUUUGAUUAAUGGUUCUCAGAAAGAAAGGUUGUUGGUUGAAAGUUUUUAGUUUGUAUUAGUGGAAUAAUGUAAAUAUUACUAAUUAGACAUAUUAUUAAUAUGUACACAGAUGCUAAUAAAAAAGGUAAAAUGUC
Archocentrus centrarchus (flier cichlid) is the source of this 1374-nucleotide messenger RNA. RefSeq names its product peroxisomal biogenesis factor 10 (gene pex10). The record is from RefSeq and is a predicted model, not a curated record. Gene Ontology annotation, biological process: protein import into peroxisome matrix. Gene Ontology annotation, molecular function: zinc ion binding. Lineage: Eukaryota; Metazoa; Chordata; Actinopteri; Cichliformes; Cichlidae. Bases 178 to 1146 code for a protein of 322 amino acids. Gene Ontology annotation, cellular component: peroxisomal membrane. The transcript is spliced from 7 exons.